AUGGCUUCUCGAUUUUCUUUCUCCUAUUCCAAGAAAUUCCGAGGAAGUGCGCAACGUCGCGAUUGUUCGCCAGUGCGAUGCCAGCCGUAUCUUAUUCGGGUAGAGGACAGUAACGUUGCGAAAGGUCCGGACGUACGAGAAUCAUGGUGCGGUGCACCAAGUUGUUCUGGAAGAUGCGAAGAAGAAUAG
This is a messenger RNA of Botrytis deweyae, 189 nucleotides long. RefSeq lists its product as uncharacterized. Bases 1 to 189 code for a protein of 62 amino acids. NCBI's taxonomy places the organism in Eukaryota, Fungi, Ascomycota, Leotiomycetes, Helotiales, Sclerotiniaceae. The record is from RefSeq and is a predicted model, not a curated record. The transcript has 2 exons.